CACAGUGCCCCCCCACAUCUCUGUAUAUAACUCCCUCUGUCUGUACAAUAGCCACUCUGUCUGACUCUGUCCCUCUGUCUGUCUCUUGUGUCUGGUGAUACGACACCUUCAUACAGCCAUGUCAGAUGUAGAAGAGGAGUACGAGGAGCAGGAGGCCGAAGAGGAGCAGGAGCCCGAGCCCGAGCUCCAGGAGGAGCCGGCAGAGGAGGAUGGAGGAGAGCAGUACCAAGAACAAGAAGCCCCGGAGGAAGAUCAAGAAGCCCCGGAGGAAGAGGAGGAGCGCCCCAAACCCAAACCUCUGGCACCUCAACUUGCCCCUCCAAAGAUUCCUGAGGGGGAGCGGGUGGACUUUGAUGACAUCCACAGAAAGCGUAUGGAGAAGGACUUACUGGAGCUGCAUACUCUGAUUGACGUCCACUUUGAUCAGAGGAAGAAGGAUGAGGAAGAACUCAUCGGCCUCAAGGACCGAAUUGAGAAUCGUCGGUCAGAGAGAGCUGAGAUCCAGAGGGUGAGAGCGGAGAAGGAGAAGGACAGACAGAACAGGAUUACGGAGGAACGUCACAGAAAAGAGGAAGAGGAAGCCAAGAGGAAGGCUGAUGAUGAUCUCAAGAAGAAGAAAGUGCUGUCUGGCAUUGGAGCGAACUUUGGAGGCUUUCUGGCCAAGGCAGAGACGAGGAGGGGCAAGCGUCUGACAGGCAGAGAGAUCAAGAAGAAGACUCUGGGUGAGCGACGGGAGCCGCUAGAUAUCGACAACAUGAGGGAGGAUGCGCUCAAGCAACAGGCCCAGGAGAUGUGGAACUGCAUCUACCAGCUGGAGUCUGAGAAGUUUGAAUAUAUGGAGUACAUGAAGCACCAGAAAUAUGAGAUCAUCGUGCUGCUGAACAGAAUCCAACAUGCUCAGAAAUUCAAAAAGAUUCAUGGCAAAGGGAAGGUGGGCGGUCGCUGGAAGUAAAGGAGGGCAAAGAAGAAAACACAUUGAUAACAAAAAGUGGAGGCAGUAUAGAAAUAGAGGAAUCACACAUUUCCUCUCCAUGGUCUUCUAGUGCCAGAGCCGCUCUGUAGGCCUUUUCUGUGUGUGUGAAAUAUAUUGAAUGUUUCUUGACAAGAUGUAUUGAUAAUAAAACAACACACACUCAGUUUGGAGUUGUUGUGUGGAUCACAACCCCAAAA
This is a messenger RNA of Sebastes umbrosus (honeycomb rockfish), 1170 nucleotides long. It is a transcript of the gene tnnt1, whose product is annotated as troponin T type 1 (skeletal, slow). The record is from RefSeq and is a predicted model, not a curated record. Gene Ontology annotation, biological process: slow-twitch skeletal muscle fiber contraction; sarcomere organization; regulation of muscle contraction. Gene Ontology annotation, molecular function: troponin T binding; tropomyosin binding. The transcript is spliced from 16 exons. Gene Ontology annotation, cellular component: troponin complex. NCBI's taxonomy places the organism in Eukaryota, Metazoa, Chordata, Actinopteri, Perciformes, Sebastidae. Bases 119 to 952 code for a protein of 277 amino acids.